This is a messenger RNA of Rotaria sp. Silwood1, 354 nucleotides long. The record is from the annotation of a GenBank genome assembly. Lineage: Eukaryota; Metazoa; Rotifera; Eurotatoria; Philodinida; Philodinidae.
AUGGCAAACAACAACACUGCUUCAAAUAAUUUUACUACGGAAGACUAUUCAACACCAAGUGCACUAAUAGGGAUAGCUUCCAAAGAUUCCACUUCGACCUCGGAUAAAUCUGUGAUACUGCCGAACAACGACCUAGAACUGAAAACUUAUACUAGUUUUGCUAGUCCAUCUGCACCUGAUAUUGAUGAUCUCCCACCAAACUAUUUUGAUAUAUCAAUUGUGCCUAAUGGAGCUAUUUUAUACCACAAUGAUGUUACUCCAUACACAGAAGCAUCGAAAGCAGAAAUAAAACGUAAUGGAAAAGGUGUUAUUUCAUUCGAUCAACUUGUUGACAAGAAUCCCGAUCAAUUAUGA